AUGGACUUAACAGAGUGUUUGAAGCAAAGUAGUAGCUUUCCAAGCGAUACAUGUUGUUCAGCUCUUAACCAAGCUGUUCAAGCUGGCUAUAACUGCUUGUGCUUGCUGUUAGCUUUAUCGCUUCGACCUUCUUCGCAGUCUCUAUAUCCGCUGCCAUUUCAAAGCUGUUACAUAUCCGUGCCUUCUCUAACACUUUGUCGAGUUCUAACUCCAUUGCCAAUAGUACUUCCCCCUAAUAUCCCAAAGAAUGUUGGACAAAUACCGCCUUUCGUGCCACCUAAUGCUACAUUUAAUACUCAUGCUCCUCCUACUCCUUAUCCGCCUAAGUUGAACUCGACUCGGAACAUUACCUCUUCAACCGGGGGAAGCCAUGGUUCCAAUGAAAAUGCUAUUCCUAAAUCAAUAUUUCAGAUUAGAUUAUGA
Messenger RNA from Carica papaya (papaya), 423 nucleotides. NCBI's taxonomy places the organism in Eukaryota, Viridiplantae, Streptophyta, Magnoliopsida, Brassicales, Caricaceae. The record is from RefSeq and is a predicted model, not a curated record.